This is a messenger RNA of Gymnogyps californianus (California condor), 5517 nucleotides long. RefSeq names its product TATA-box binding protein associated factor 2 (gene TAF2). Gene Ontology annotation, cellular component: transcription factor TFIID complex. Gene Ontology annotation, biological process: transcription initiation at RNA polymerase II promoter. The transcript is spliced from 25 exons. The record is from RefSeq and is a predicted model, not a curated record. Gene Ontology annotation, molecular function: chromatin binding; transcription cis-regulatory region binding; RNA polymerase II general transcription initiation factor activity. Bases 653 to 4120 code for a protein of 1155 amino acids. NCBI's taxonomy places the organism in Eukaryota, Metazoa, Chordata, Aves, Accipitriformes, Cathartidae.
GCCGUGCCGGUGGGCCGCCCCUGCCCUCCAUGCCGGCCGGCCCCAGCCGACUGCCCCGGACGAGAACGAGCCGCGGGAGCCCCCAGCCCAGCCGCCGCCCGGAGCAGCGCCCGCGUCCGCACCGACGAUAAGGCCGGGCCGCGGGGGGGCUCUGCGGCGCCGCCUGCGCUCCCCUUCCCGGCCCACUCGCCCCCCGGCACCGCCUCUCCCGCCUGUCAGCGGACGGUGCUGCCCCAGCCGGCUGUCCCAGGAGCGGGGACCCCUCGGCCGUGCCUGUCCAGCCGCCCCCGGGCCGCGGCAUUCCUGAUUCGGUAGCUCCCACUUCCACUGCCCGUUGAGCCGGUUGAUUUACGUGGCUUCUGCGGAAAGGAAGCACGCAGCGCCUCUGAACUGGUAUCGUACCCCCAGUGGAGAGAGGGGUUGUGUGCUGCACUCAUAAAAGGUUAUGUAGAAAGACUGCAUGUUGUUUGUGCUAUAACUAUGGUGCUCAUUCGAGCCGAAGAUGCCUGACUGUUGGGAGUCACAGAUCCCCUGGGGAGAUGAGUGAUCAAAUACGACCUGACACAGGGAAAAAUAGAAGGACCCAUCGAGCGAGGAUGAUGUUGAUGCCAGUCUGACGGUCAGCAGUGUGUGUUUAGUGCUGCUGUUCAGGAUGAAUAGGAAGAAAGGAGACAAAGGAUUUGAGAGCCCAAGGCCAUAUAAAUUAACUCACCAGGUAGUUUGUAUCAACAACAUAAAUUUUCAGAGAAAAUCUGUUGUAGGUUAUGUGGAACUGACAAUAUUUCCCACAGUUGCAAACCUGAAUAGAAUCAAACUGAACAGUAAACAGUGCCGGAUUUACAGAGUAAGAGUCAACGAUUUAGAAGCAGCUUUCAUCUACAAUGAUCCAACGCUGGAGGUUUGUCACCAUGAGUCAAAGCAGAGGAAUCUCAACUAUUUUUCCAAUGCCUAUGCUGCCGCGGUCAGUGCUGUGGACCCAGAUGCUGGAAAUGGAGAACUCUGCAUUAAGGUUCCCUCAGAGCUGUGGAAACAUGUUGAUGAGUUAAAAGUCCUGAAGGUGCAUAUAAACUUUUCUCUGGACCAGCCAAAAGGAGGCCUUCAUUUUGUGGUACCCAACAUGGAGGGCAGCAUGGCAGAAAGAGGAGCUCAUGUCUUUUCGUGUGGUUAUCAAAAUUCUACAAGAUUUUGGUUUCCUUGUGUUGAUUCAUAUUCUGAGUUGUGUACCUGGAAACUUGAGUAUACUGUAGAUGCUGCAAUGGUGGCUGUUUCAAAUGGAGAUUUGGUGGAAACUGUAUAUACCCAUGAUAUGAGAAAGAAGACUUUUCAUUACAUGCUGACUAUUCCAACUGCAGCUUCUAACAUCUCCUUGGCAAUAGGACCUUUUGAAAUCCUUGUUGAUCCAUACAUGCAUGAGGUGACUCACUUUUGCUUACCACAACUUCUCCCAUUGCUCAAACAUACCACAUCCUACCUUCAUGAGGUGUUUGAAUUUUAUGAGGAGAUUCUUACCUGCCGCUAUCCGUACUCCUGUUUCAAGACUGUUUUUAUAGAUGAAGCUUAUGUUGAAGUAGCUGCUUAUGCAUCCAUGAGUAUUUUCAGCACAAAUCUCUUACACAGCGCAAUGAUUAUAGAUGAAACUCCACUGACAAGGAGGUGCUUAGCACAAGCCUUGGCCCAGCAGUUCUUUGGAUGUUUUAUAUCCAGAAUGUCCUGGUCAGAUGAAUGGGUGCUAAAGGGAAUCUCUGGUUAUAUUUAUGGCCUUUGGAUGAAAAAAACCUUUGGUGUUAAUGAGUAUCGCCACUGGAUUAAACAGGAGUUAGAUCAAAUAGUGGCAUAUGAACUGAAGACUGGUGGAGUUUUACUGCAUCCAAUAUUCGGAGGAGGAAAAGAGAAAGACAACCCUGCAUCACAUUUACAUUUUUCUAUCAAACACCCUCAUACACUGUCCUGGGAAUAUUACACUAUGUUCCAGUGUAAAGCACAUCUUGUUAUGAGACUGAUUGAGAACAGGAUUAGCAUGGAGUUCAUGUUACAGGUUUUCAACAAGUUGUUGAGUCUGGCCAGCACUGCUUCAUCUCAGAAGUUCCAGUCACACAUGUGGAGUCAGAUGUUGGUUUCCACAUCUGGGUUUUUGAAAUCUAUCUCAAAUGUCUCUGGCAAAGACAUCCAACCUUUAAUAAAGCAGUGGGUGGAUCAGAGUGGAGUAGUAAAAUUUUAUGGUAGCUUUGCAUUUAAUAGAAAACGGAAUGUAUUGGAAUUGGAAAUAAAACAAGACUACACAUCUCCUGGGACUCAAAAAUACGUGGGUCCUCUUAAAGUGACAGUGCAAGAACUUGAUGGAUCAUUCAACCAUACAUUGCAGAUUGAAGAAAACAGUCUUAAACAUGAUAUACCUUGCCAUUCUAAAAGCAGAAGAAAUAAGAAGAAAAAGAUUCCACUGAUGAAUGGAGAAGAGGUGGAUAUGGAUCUUUCUGCUAUGGACGCUGAUUCCCCUUUGCUCUGGAUAAGAAUAGACCCUGAUAUGUCAGUACUGAGGAAGGUAGAAUUUGAACAAUCUGAUUUCAUGUGGCAGUAUCAGCUUCGAUAUGAGAGAGAUGUGGUUGCACAAGAAGAAGCCAUUCUGGCAUUGGAAAAGUUCCCUACUCCAGCAUCACGGCUUGCGCUGACUGAUAUACUAGAACAGGAACAAUGUUUCUACCGAGUGAGAAUGCUGGCCUGCUUCUGCCUUGCAAAGAUUGCAAAUUCCAUGGUAAGUACGUGGACAGGACCACCAGCCAUGAAGUCACUCUUUACCCGAAUGUUUUGUUGUAAGACUUGUCCAAACAUUGUGAAGACCAACAACUUCAUGAACUUUCAAAGCUACUUUCUGCAAAAGACUAUGCCUGUUGCGAUGGCCCUUCUGAGAGAUGUUCACAACCUCUGUCCUAAGGAGGUUUUAAUGUUUAUUUUGGAUUUGAUCAAGUAUAAUGAUAACAGAAAGAAUAAGUUUUCAGACAACUACUACCGUGCUGAGCUGAUUGAUGCCCUAGCUAACUCUGUAACUCCUGCAGUCAGUGUGAACAAUGAAGUUCGAACGUUGGAUAACUUAAAUCCUGAUGUUCGACUUAUUCUUGAGGAAAUUACCCGUUUCCUAAAUAUGGAGAAGCUUCUUCCCAGUUACAGGCAUACCAUUACAGUCAGCUGUUUAAAAGCUAUUCGAGUGCUUCAGAAGAAUGGUCAUGUCCCAAGUGAUCCCGCUCUCUUCAAGUCAUAUGCAGAAUAUGGGCACUUUGUAGAUGUCCGAAUAGCAGCAUUGGAGGCUGUUGUUGAUUACACAAAAGUUGAUAGGAGCUAUGAAGAGCUACAAUGGCUGCUUACUAUGGUUCAGAAUGAUCCUGUACCCUACAUAAGGCAUAAGAUUCUAGAUAUGCUGACUAAGAAUCCACCUUUUACCAAGAACAUGGAGUCCCCUUUAUGUAACGAAGCUUUGGUAGAUCAACUUUGGAAACUGAUGAAUUCAGGAACUUCACAUGACUGGAGAUUACGAUGUGGUGCUGUGGACCUCUAUUUCACACUUUUUGGCCUCAGCAGACCUUCUUGUUUACCAUUACCAGAGCUUGGACUUGUUCUUAAUCUGAAAGAAAAGAAGGCUGUACUUAAUCCAACGAUUAUCCCUGAAUCAGUUGCAAAUAAUCAGGAACCUGUGAAUAGUACUAACAAUCACGGACAGUCAGUAGGAUUUCAGAACACCUUCUCAAACUCUCAAGAAGAGGAGGAAAUUGAUAUGGACACAGUUCAUGACAGUCAAGCCUUUAUUUACCAUCAUUUGAAUAUGUUGGAGAGACCAUCCACACCAGGUACGAGUAAAUUUAUUGGUAAAGAGCAAUCUUCGGGAGAGAUGAACAUGCACCCUGUCUCAGCAGCUCCGCUCUCUGUGUUUAGUAAAGAAUCAAACUCCUCCAAACAUAGUGAUCACCAUCACCAUCACCACCAUGAGCACAAGAAAAAGAAGAAGAAACACAAGCAUAAGCAUAAGCAUAAACAUAAACAUGAUAAUAAAGAAAAAGAAAAGGAUCCCUUUGCUUUCUCUAACAGUCCAGCCAGUGCACGAUCAAUCCGUUCCCCGUCACUUUCAGACUGAUAUCGAUGGCUUCUCUGGAGUUCAACUUGCAAUAUUCUCUGAAUACUUAGAAGGAUGUAUAUAACUAUAGCUUCUAUCUUUUUUUAUGGAAAUAAGAAUAUGUGAAUUGCCUUAGCAAUUCAGAAGCUCUGCCACCGUCCUCGUUUGAAGCCUUCUAUUUGCAUAUGCGGUUGUUGAAAUAAUCUGAUUCAAAAAAUAUGUUUUAUGAUUCUGAGUCAUUUUGUAUUUCACUGUUCUCCACACCUCCCACUCUUUUUUCCAUUUUAAACAAACAAAACAGCCCUUUAUGUAAGGGCCCCAUGUCCACUGGCAACCCCCUGCACAUCAUGCUGACCAUGUGUACUGCCAGAAUCAAUUAUGUUUUAAUCCUUUGAAGAAUGUUAUGAGGCAGAGUGUGUUUUAAGCAGAAGCCAAUUGCCAGACCUUUGGUGAAGUGCUGUUUCCAGAGUAGUAUUGUAUAACCAAGUGUAGACCUCCUGAGAAGACAGGGAUUUUCUGUAGUCUUCAGUUGAGCUGUUUCUUGCUUUAACCAUUGCAAUGUAAUGUCAGAAUUUUAAGAACAGUGUAUGGAACAUUUGCCUUUUUCAGAUACUAAAACUCUUAAAAAAUUCCAAGCUGCUUUUAAGCUGCAGGUAUUUAUUAUGGACAUGUCCCUUUGAAUAUAAUGACAUUCUGCAAUUAUGUUUUUGGAAUUUUAGCAAAAUGCUUAAUGCAUGUUUUGUCCUGUAAUCAGGCUUUUAAAAAUCCAAUAAAGUUUGCGAAUUAUUUUGACAGAGGCAGAAUUUUUUCUUCAAGCUUGACAUUGGAAUAUGCUUUUGAGACAUGGCUUUGCUAAAAUUAAAAAAAAAAAAUAUUUUUGAAAAGCUUAAAAAUUAAAAGAUUGAAAAAGAUAUAUUUCUUCCUGCUGAGGGGUGGUUUUUUUGGAAGCAUUCUAUACCAUCAGCUCAUGAAUCCAUAGGAGAAAUACAGUAGUAGAUUAAGCUAGGUCUGAGACUUUAAAUGAUGGAUACAUUUAAAUUUCUUUAGCUGUGUUUUAUGCAGUGUACUAUUUACACUCAGCAAACAUUUUAUUUAAAAACUUAAGUUUUUAGAAGUUUUGAUAAUAGAGAUAAAUCAUCUCUGCCACUUUUUAUGUGUUUUCUUUAUUUGUAUGUAGAGGCAGGGGGUUUAUUUCCAUGCACUGGUUGACUUCUGUUGCCCAGAGUUCACUUCACAUUUAGCUUUCUAUAAGAUGGUUGUACUUGGGUUAAAUAUUUUUUUGAAAUUUUUCCCAAAUUCCUGUGAGAGACUGAUUCUCCUUCUUAGGACAAAGAGAGAAGGUUCAACAGGGACCCAAGAAGAUUUUUUUAAGCCAUAUUCUGUUUCAUGAAAGUUAAUAAAUACUUUUAUAUUAUAUA